AUGUUUUGGAGGCUGUGGAGCUUGCAGCCACAACGGGUCGCACGUCACGCGCAGGCUGAUCCGAACUUUGCGGCUAACGUCGGUCAAGCAAUUGACACUGUCCGCAGUGAUCACUCGCUUCUGCCUGGAAUUGCGCCAGGCGUUUCCGUGGCUGAUCCAGGGAUCUCCUUCGAGAUUGCGCAGGUUAAUGGUCUGCGCUUCAUUGGUUUGGCACAGUACCGCCAAUUCUGGGACAAUUUUCGACAAGGCGUGGAUCUAAUUAGCACCUCUGCGAAGAGUGAGGUCACUAAUGUGGUUCAUUCCGGCCUGUACCUGCGUGUACGCUGGCGGCUCGUCAUGGUGCCCAGAGAUGUUCUGAGCAAAGAGCAGGCCCGUAGCGCUGUCCAAGCAGCAAGAGGAGCCCUUCAAAAUUUUCAGGACAGUGUCCCAUGGGGUAAGACAGACCUCUUCCAGGCAGGAAGCAGUUUCCUCGGCCAAGCCGAGGAAUGGGCCUCAGACAGUGCAGGUGCUGAUACAUCUGCAUCAGAACGGAUUGUGGACUUCAAUUCUGUGUACGAGCUGGAUCCAUGGAAUGGCAGACUGGUGAAGCACACGUUGGAGUUCCGCAGCCCAGAGGAAGACUUCGGCCUUCUGGGAGCCCUGCAGGGGGUGCCGAGCAUGCGAUAA
Molecule: messenger RNA, 666 nt
Organism: Symbiodinium pilosum
Lineage: Eukaryota; Dinophyceae; Suessiales; Symbiodiniaceae
Source: the annotation of a GenBank genome assembly